Cucurbitaria berberidis CBS 394.84 is the source of this 423-nucleotide messenger RNA. RefSeq lists its product as uncharacterized. Lineage: Eukaryota; Fungi; Ascomycota; Dothideomycetes; Pleosporales; Cucurbitariaceae. Bases 1 to 423 code for a protein of 140 amino acids. Gene Ontology annotation, molecular function: proton transmembrane transporter activity. The transcript has 2 exons. The record is from RefSeq and is a predicted model, not a curated record. Gene Ontology annotation, biological process: proton transmembrane transport; proton motive force-driven ATP synthesis.
AUGGUUGCCAUCGCUCGCUCCUUCGGCGCCGCCCGCGUGGCCGCCCGCGGCUUCUCCAACGCUGCCAUUGACUCUCAUCUCGCAGCCCGCCAGCCCACCCAGAACAGCCUCGUCGCUGCCCGCAGCGCCUUCCGCAGCAACGCCGCCCGCCAGAUCAUCCAGAAGCGUGGCAUCGUCGCUGAGUCGACCGCCGCCGCCAUGGUCGCUGCCGCCAAGAUUCAGGGUGCCGGUCUCGCUACCAUCGGUCUCGCCGGUGCUGGUGUUGGUAUCGGAACGGUUUUCGGUGGCCUCAUCCAGGGUGUUGCCCGCAACCCUUCCCUCAGGGGUCAGCUCUUCCAGUACGCCGUCUUGGGUUUCGCCUUCGCUGAGGCUACUGGUCUUUUCGCGCUCAUGAUGUCUUUCUUGCUUCUCUACGUCGCAUAG